UAUGAAUCAAAAUAAUUCACACGCAGAGGUAAACAUUCAAAGUUGGAACGUACGCGGAAACAGCUCCAUUCAUUUAUGCAUGUAAAUACAAAUUUAACCAGAGUUAAACCACAAGGGUAGUAUAAUCGAGGUGAGCACUAGAGUUCACAUAAGGCUUUAUAAAUACGCAGCAUAAGAAAGCAUUCGAGAUAUACAGAUUACUUGGAAUUUGCAAGCUUAGUAGGAUGGCGCGAAUUCUGUUUUGGUGUAUGUUGGCCCUCACUGGACUGCUAUUGCUCCAAGCCCAAGGGGAAGGAGAGAAACAAUCUCCCAUCAAUAUACAAACCGCGAAUGUUCAAAACAAUGAAGCUCUUGGGGUAUUGAACAAGGGAUAUUCAGCUGCACACGCAACAAUGAUCAAUAAAGGCUAUGAAAUUCAGGUAGCGUGGUCUGAAUACGCAGGGAGUGUUGUAAUAGAAGGUGUAGAAUACAAAUUAAGUCAGAGCCAUUGGCAUCAACCAUCUGAACACACCAUAAACGGCCUAAGAUAUCCUUUUGAGUUACACAUGGUCCAUAUAUCAGAUGACGGCUCCAUUGCAGUUAUUGGUAUCCUCUACGAGUUUGGAAAGCCUGAUGAUUUUCUCACAAAGCUUGAGUGGGCCAUUCACAAGAUUGGGCAACCCCAUGCAGAAGAUAUAGAUUUGCAUAGUGUAAAUCCCAACGAUAUCGGGCUUAGAAGAGAUGAAGCGUAUUAUCGAUACAGUGGAUCCCUUACCACUUAUCCAUUCAAUGAAGAGGUCACCUGGACCGUAAUCAAACAUCCGAAGACUGCUACCCCCGAGCAAGUGAGGGAUUUGUGGAAUGCGUUGAAUGGGAAGGCGAAUUCAAGAGAGGUGCAGCCAUUAAACGGUAGAGUUGUUGAAGAGUAUGAGCCUCUUGUCGACAUUUCAGAAACGUACAAAGCACGACAGACCAUCCUAUCGGGUUCAUCUUAGAAAUAUUUGGCAGUACUAUGUAAAGUUUGCUAUGUUAAGAUAAUAAUAAAUAGUCUGCAAGACUAUAACAUCUUUGUAAUGGAGGGCUAGUGGCAAGGUAAUAUAUCUAUGUAUAUUUUAACGUUCUUGACA
This is a messenger RNA of Cryptomeria japonica (Japanese cedar), 1106 nucleotides long. RefSeq names its product alpha carbonic anhydrase 7. Lineage: Eukaryota; Viridiplantae; Streptophyta; Pinopsida; Cupressales; Cupressaceae. The transcript is spliced from 7 exons. The record is from RefSeq and is a predicted model, not a curated record. Bases 225 to 974 code for a protein of 249 amino acids. Gene Ontology annotation, molecular function: carbonate dehydratase activity; zinc ion binding.